Messenger RNA from Venustampulla echinocandica, 1410 nucleotides. RefSeq lists its product as uncharacterized. The record is from RefSeq and is a predicted model, not a curated record. The coding region runs from base 1 to 1410 and encodes 469 amino acids. The transcript has a single exon. Lineage: Eukaryota; Fungi; Ascomycota; Leotiomycetes; Helotiales; Pleuroascaceae.
AUGCAUGAACCAGCUAUGGUCAAGGACCUAGACGGUUAUCUAGAUGUUCUCGCACAAUUGCCAUUACUCAAUAUAUAUACUCAGAUAUCAUUAUGCUUUUUAGUGCCUGAUGCUUCCUCACAUGCUGCAAUCAUCGAGACGUUGACGAGUGGCCUCGAACGACUGUCUGCUAGCUUUCCAUGGCUAGCAGGCCAGGUCGUCAAUGAAGGUUCAGGUGAAGGCAAUUCAGGCACCUUCAAGAUCAAGACAUUAGGGGAAGUUCCUCCUCUGGUCGUAAAAGACCUCAGACAUGACCCGUCAAUGCCAACAAUGGACGCCCUCAGACAAGCCAACUUCCCCUUCAGAAUGCUAGAUGAAAACAUCAUCGCACCUCGCAAUACUCUCCGGGGAAGUCCCAACGAAUCCGCACCAGAUCCUAAACCAGUCUUCCUCCUCCAAGCCAAUUUCAUUACCGGCGGCCUCUUGGUCACCUUCGUUGGCCAGCACAACGCCAUGGACAUGACUGGCCAAGGCCAGAUUAUCCAUCUCUUCUCAAAAGCUUGCCGCAAUGAACCAUUUACAAGCGAAGAACUAUCAUCCGGCAACCUCGACCGCCGCAGUCUCAUCCGAUUACUUGACGACUCGUACAAACCAGGCUCCGAGCUAGCUCUUCAGAUUGUGAAACCGGCUUCAGUUCAUCCCAUCUCCAACGAUACCAGUAGCCAACCAGCAGCACCACCUCCCCCUCCAAAAUGCACCUGGACCUACAUCACAUUCCCCCCUGACUCACUUGCCGCUUUAAAAUCACUUGCCACCAAAACCAUCACCCUUCCCUCAGGCUACAUCUCCACCGACGACGCCCUCAGCGCCUUUAUCUGGCAAUCCGUCAUCCGUGCCCGCCUCCCACGCCUAGGCCCCAUAGCUGAAUCAACACUCGCUCGCGCUAUCAAUGUACGGAGUUAUUUUGGUGUUCCAGAGACGUACGCGGGACUUAUGCAAAAUAUGACGUACCAUACAUCUACGCUUCAAAACCUGGCUGAAGAGCCGUUGGGAAGUGUUGCAUCACAGCUUCGUUCCGCUUUAGACUCAAAAACAUCAAACCUAGGUCACCACACCCGUUCUCUCGCAACCUUCCUCGACCGCACACCGGACAAAAGUACUAUCUCCUUUGCAGCGACGCUUGACCUAUCAGCGGACCUCAUGCUCAGUUCGUGGGCGAAGUUAAACUGUUAUGAGCUUGAUUUCAACCUUGGAUUGGGAAAACCCGAGUCUGUUCGUAGACCACAGUUUAACGCAUUUGAGAGUUUGGUAUAUUUGAUGCCUAAGGCGCUAGACGGCGAGAUUGCUGUUGCGAUUUGUUUGAGGGAUGGAGAUAUGGCGAGAUUAAGGGCAGAUAAGGAGUUUUCAAAGUAUGGGAAAUAUAUCGAGUAA